This is a messenger RNA of Cannabis sativa, 926 nucleotides long. Its product is annotated as dirigent protein 22. The record is from RefSeq and is a predicted model, not a curated record. The transcript has a single exon. Bases 83 to 682 code for a protein of 199 amino acids. NCBI's taxonomy places the organism in Eukaryota, Viridiplantae, Streptophyta, Magnoliopsida, Rosales, Cannabaceae.
AUUUAUAAGUGUAACAUAUAUUUAUAUGAUAUCAUCAUCAACAUUUGUGCAUUGAUAUAAUAUUCUCCUACAUAUAUAUCCCAUGGCAGAUAAUAAUUGUCAAUUCUACACAUUAACUCUCUUAUUCAUAUCUUCAUUAUGCAUAUUAAGCAUAGCCCUAAUCAUCAAAGAAGAUCAAAACAACAAAAGUUUUGCCAAAACCCUAGACCCUAACACACUAAACCUCAAUAAGCAACAAAAGCUCACACAAUUCCACUUCUAUUGGCAUGACAUAGUGAGUGGUAAGAAGCCAAGCUCAGUGAUGGUAAUCCCACCUCAAGCCAACUACUCCUCGACGAGUUUCGGGAUGGUGGCGAUGAUCGACGAUCCUCUAACCGAAGGGCCCGAGCUAAGCUCCAAGAUUGUGGGAAAGGCACAAGGGUUUUAUGGGUCAGCAUCACAAGAAGAGGUUGGCCUUAUUAUGGCCAUGAAUUUUGCUUUUAGUGAAGGAAAAUAUAAUGGAAGUACCAUAACUAUUCUUGGUAGGAACACUGUUUUUUCUAAGGUAAGAGAGAUGCCUGUGAUUGGAGGAAGUGGCAUGUUUAGGUUUGCUAGAGGUUAUGUUCAGGCUAGGACUCAUCAAUUCACUCCAUCUAGUGGAGAUGCCAUUGUUGAGUACAAUGUUUUUGUUUUGCACUAUUGAUUAUCAUUGUUAAUAUUAUCAAAUCAUAAGAUCUUGAUUUUGAUCAAUAUAGAUAAUAUCAUGCAUAUUAUGAUGAUCAUCCAUGUUGUUGUUGUAUGUGACUUGUGUUUGUGUGGUGGUUAGCUUUUUUUUUUAUUUAUUUAUUUAUUUUAGGUGAGAUUUGACACCCCACUAAAUAAAAAUAAUGUAUGAUUUCUAAUUAGAGUGGUUUUAUAUUAUUUCUUGUAAUUAUUACACGUUUUAA